UAGGAAAGCACAGCCCAGCCCCGACUGCCCAGGUGGAGCACCCUUGCAGCUAGAGAAGACAGGAGCGCACCGGUACGGCGCCAGGCACAGCAGCAAAGCAGGGUUCGGCGAGGGGUAGAGCUGAGCCACAGCCUCACGCGCAGCCCGGGACCCAUUCGCCACCGCCGUCUCCGCAGCACCCAUGGGGACCAGGAGACUUUAACGGAGUUUGGGGUUUCAGGAGCAGGGAAAUCACCGAUCCCAGUUCCUGGCCCUCGCCUCGCCGCGUCAUUGAUGGGCAACCAACUGGACCGCAUCACCCACCUCAACUACAGCGAGUUGCCCACAGGGGACCCGUCCGGGAUUGAGAAGGACGAACUUCGGGUCGGGGUCGCCUACUUCUUCUCGGAUGAGGAGGAGGACCUGGACGAACGCGGGCAACCCGACAAGUUUGGCGUGAAGGCCCCCCCAGGCUGCACCCCCUGCCCAGAGAGCCCUAGCCGCCACCACCACCACCUGCUGCACCAACUAGUCCUUAACGAGACUCAGUUCUCCGCCUUUCGGGGCCAGGAAUGCAUCUUUUCCAAAGUGAGCGGCGGCCCUCAGGGCGCGGACCUGAGCGUCUACGCUGUCACCGCGCUGCCAACGCUCUGCGAGCCCGGCGACCUGCUGGAGCUGCUGUGGCUACAGCCGGCUCGGGAGCCGCCCGCGCCGGUCCCGCACUGGGCGGUGUACGUGGGCGGUGGGCACAUUAUCCACCUGCACCAAGGCGAGAUCCGCCAGGACAGCCUGUACGAGGCGGACGCGGCCAACGUGGGCCGGGUGGUGAAUAGCUGGUACCGCUACCGCCCGCUGGUGGCCGAGUUGGUGGUGCAGAACGCCUGCGGCCACCUGGGCCUCAAGAGCGAGGAGAUCUGCUGGACGAACUCGGAAAGCUUCGCCGCCUGGUGCCGCUUCGGCAAGCGGGAAUUCAAAGCCGGAGGGGAGGUGCCGGCCGCCACGCAGCCCCCGCAGCAGCAGUACUAUCUUAAGGUGCAUCUGGGGGAAAACAAAAUCCACACUGCCCGGUUUCACAGCCUGGAAGACCUCAUCCGCGAGAAGCGCCGCAUCGACGCCAGUGGCCGCCUGAGAGUGCUCCAGGAGCUGGCCGACUUGGUGGACGACAAGGAGUAGCCUGCCUGCCCCGCCUGUGUCCAGCGCCGGGUUCCCUUCCAGUCUGUGCCGGGCGGGCUUCGCGGCUGGCAGUUCUUGAUCCCCAACCCACCCCCGCGUGCGUCAGCCGCCGGUGGUCUGUGCGAGGGGCUGCACCCUUGCACCCCGCCGGCCAGCGGCAGGAAGUCUCAGGAACUGACCCUGGGACUGAAAGGGCGCAGCUGCGCGCGCCUCGCUGAGAGCCUCAGUGGUGGUAAAGGUGUUGGGAGACCCCAGAGAGUGCUUUUCCCUUGAGUUGUAAAGGGAGAAGGGAAACGGGUAGAGGAGAGCAGGGACGUGACCUUUCCCGUGAGUCAAUGGUCAGUGGCUUGCACCUGACAGGGAAAUUACCCAUUACUAAAAAGGGACCUUCAAUACCCCAAAUGUGCACAGACAGGCCAGUCGGAGGCGAGGAUUGGUCUUUUCAGGGCACCGUUCACCUCCUGUAUGAAUGUGUCCCCAGAAUGCAGGAUUUCCAAGAAAUCAAGCCUGCCCCUUGUGCACUUGUGAAUAGUUCUGUGAGAAAGCACUUCGGGACUCUGGGUUAUCCUGAGGCUGCCUGGGACUCUUCCAGCUCUCCAGCCCCAGGUCUCCUGACUUUAUUCCAGGCUCUGGGCUAAGCUAGAUAGUUUUUGCUUCCUGUUCUUUGCACCAGAGGGAGCAGACGCCACCCCACCCGCAUUUGCCUGUGAGUCUCCCUCCUUGGCAGAAAGGGAAGCCUUCCGGUCUGGGAGGACAAUAGCAUGGCUAAUUUGAUGUGGAGAGCGGGCCCCACCCGGGAAAAGGAGAUAGUUCACCUGGUGUCUGGGAACUUGAAUGGGUACAGAAGGGCGCUUAUUGUUCUGAACCCUUGAUUACUCCCUCCUCGGGCUGCAUUUCAAAAAUAGUCAUAUUUUUAAAGGGAUUGGAGGAGUGGGAGGGGGAGGACACGGCAACAUUCCAGAAACCAGCAUUAUGACAACACCAUAGCCAGUAUAUUUAGUUUGGCUUUUCCUAACAUAGAAAUCUUAGAAGCUGGGGAAAAGGAAAUCAAGUUUGAAAAAACGAGAGAGCAGUUUUCCAACUAUGUCAACAAAGCCUAUCGUGUUGAUGUUUUUAUUGACCAUUUUAGCAACAUGCUAAUAAAAUUUCAAAUUGAAAUUUUUAUUUUCAUGGCUUUAAUCCAUGAUAGUUUAAAUACUGGGGGCCAUUAAGAGUGGAUUUAGCUAAGAGCUUAGCUAACAUUUGCCUUUUCACUCUAUUCUUUCUCAAAUCGUAUGAGAAUUCUGUUUUUGAAUAUUGUAGUUAUUUUAUUUUAUUUUAUUUUAUUUGGCUUAAAAAGCAGCCCUAGUAAUGGUGGAGUUGUUGAUUAAUGUGUAUAUUGUACUGAAUUUCUGUUAGUUAAAGGGUUUACUGCUUUGGUGGAAAUCACUAGCAGGUUCCAUGAUGGUUCUUUUCUCCAUGUUGUGUAUCAUUACCAUUUCACAUUUGCAUUUCUAUUUUUUUCUCUUCUCCUGAUCUCCUUAAAAAGGAAUCUAGAGUUUGUGUGUCCCCCCACUCCCUGCCCCUUCUUCAGCUAGUCCCCCAGUUCAUUCCUGAAAACAGGGAAUAACUUGAAGAAUCGGGACAAAAAUAUAUUUUCCAAAAUCUUAAGGUUGUAUGAAACUCAUUCCUUGAGCAAGGGUUUACAAACUUCUGUCCUUGGGCUGCAGCCCCAGUCUGACUGAUUGUUAGUUACUGACUGAUUGUGACUUGGCUCUGUGUAUUAAGACACCUUACAGCAUCUGUCUCUUUUGAGGGAAUUUGUCAAAUAAUGGUGUUUAGCUAAUUGUUGCAAUCAAUUGCAUAAUAACAGCUACAAUUUAGUUGGACAGCAAAUAUUAUGGCCAAAAGCCAGUUUCUGGCAUUUCAAAAAUAAUGCAAUAAAAACUAGUCGAGGUUAGCUGAGACUGGAAAUGCCUUUUCCAUGGUAAAUGAUUCAUUUCUGUUGUGUGUGUGUGCGUGUGUGUGUGCGUGUGGUUUUGUUUUGUGUUUUGUUGGUUUUUAUUCUGGAUUCAUUUCCUGACCUUGAAUCAAAAGGUCGGAUCAAUGAAAUAUGAACUAAAGUAUUUUUCUUAAGCCUACUGAGUGAUUUAUUUUUUGAAAAUGUUUAAAUGUAUAUGCUUCUCUUUCAGCACAUGCAACAGCAAAAGUUUUAUAAUAACUAUCUUAACUUUGCAUGUAUGGAGAACUGAAAGUCAUCUAUUUCCCUAACUUAUUCUUCUCAAUAACAGAUGGCAGAUCAUAAACCAAAAUUCUUUAUUGUAUCCACAUACUCCAUAUUCUUUACUGUGUCCUACUACUGUAUCUUGGCUCCCUGCUAUAUUAAAAACCAUCCUAAGCA
Molecule: messenger RNA, 3532 nt
Organism: Marmota monax (woodchuck)
Lineage: Eukaryota; Metazoa; Chordata; Mammalia; Rodentia; Sciuridae
Gene: Lratd1
Product: LRAT domain containing 1
Exons: 2
Coding region: 274-1152 (292 amino acids)
Source: RefSeq, a predicted model, not a curated record